Messenger RNA from Portunus trituberculatus (swimming crab), 2872 nucleotides. Its product is annotated as paired box protein Pax-2a-like. Bases 432 to 1592 code for a protein of 386 amino acids. Gene Ontology annotation, biological process: anatomical structure development; regulation of transcription by RNA polymerase II. The record is from RefSeq and is a predicted model, not a curated record. Gene Ontology annotation, molecular function: DNA-binding transcription factor activity, RNA polymerase II-specific; RNA polymerase II cis-regulatory region sequence-specific DNA binding. The transcript is spliced from 5 exons. NCBI's taxonomy places the organism in Eukaryota, Metazoa, Arthropoda, Malacostraca, Decapoda, Portunidae.
GAUGAGCCAUAGGAACAGCAGGUGGCGGAGGUAGUCAGGUUAGGUAGUCAGUGUAUAUUUUGCGAAUGAGCGCAGGUGUAGUCACUAGUUAGUCGCAGGUGCGUGCGGAGCCGCUGCGCUGGGUGUGCCUCUCGUUCCUGCCAACCAGUGCGUCUCGUGUGAGUCUAUUGAUCGAGUGCGUCUCAACGGUAUGUUUGCGUAAUUAUUGGCAUUUCCUGACAAGACUGGCCACAAAGGUGUCAAGGACGAUAAUCAGUGUUUAGUUGAUUUUGACGCCUUACUGUGUCCUCAUCACCGACAACACCAAUGAGGCGUCAAGUAAUGAUCCACGCCACGCCGAAGACACCCCAGUAGGUCCCGGAAAGCCCACCUCUGCCUUCUAACUUGUUUUUGAAGUUCACCUGCAUAAGGUGCCUACCGCCACCUGCUCCAUGCUCAUCCCCAACAUCAGCGGCCAGCCUACAGCCUUCACCGUGCCUUCGUCGUCUUCCUCGAUCACCAGGGAGCCCCCCGCCAUGACAGCACUGCCUCCUGCACUCCCGUACUACGCACCAGGGAGCCGCGACAUGUACAGCCCCGCCCGGCCUCUGGUGCUGCAGCCACAGACCGGGGUGGCUCCCGCCGGGACAGCUCCCAUGGAGGGUCUGCGGUAUCCUCCACCUAAUGCAGCCGCAGCGGCUGCGGCGGCGCGACACUACGACUUGGCGCAGCAUGUCCUGUCCCAGCACACCGCCGCCAUGGCCAAGCUGCUCGGAACCAUCCGGCCACCGGGAAUGAUUGGGGGUUCCAAACCUAAGGUGGCCACACCACAGGUGGUGAACAAGAUCGAGCAGUACAAGCGGGAGAACCCAACCAUCUUCGCCUGGGAGAUUCGCGAAAAACUCAUCUCAGAGAGCGUUUGUACGAACUCUACGGCACCUUCAGUCUCCUCGAUCAACAGGAUCCUCAGGAAUCGCGCUGCGGAAAGGGCGGCCGCUGAUUUUGCCCGUGCAGCGGGAUAUGGUCUCUACAACCCUUACGCCGCAGCAGGGGGCAUGGCGUGGUCAAAUCCUGCUGCAGCUGCUGCUGCCGCCGCUGCUGCUGCGUCAUCCCCCAUCUGGGGUGGAGCAGGUGUACCACACGCUGCUCUUCCUGCUGCCUACACCUCUUCGGCUGCCGCACACGCCGCCCUGGGCCUUCACCGAGUGCAUGCCGAGAAACUGAGUCUGCCGAUGGCGGGCCAGACGCACCAUGAACAUAGACCAGAAGACGUAGACUGUAAUAAACCUCGGGGCGAGAGUUCAGCCAGUGACUGUGGGGACGACAGGCCACCUACAGCUUCAUCCGCACCGCCCACUCCCGCUUCACCCACCUCGGCGUCCCCAUCCACUACGACCAACAAGAGUAAAAUAAGUUUUAGUGUCGAGUCUCGUCUGCUGUCUUCACCGCCACCCACCUCCGUCCAUCAGGGUCACUCAGAGACCAGCCCGGCACACCCCACGUCCACAAACCCUUCCCACGCAGCCACCGCCCACGAAGCUGGAUCCCUGGUGGCGUUGGCAGUGCCGGGCUGGCGCUACCCUCGCUAUCAUCCGUAUAACCUCACCCGGUAGAAUACCUUGAGACGCACCGCGCGCCUCUACCGCGAUAUACAUUCUCGACAGCGCAAUAAUUUUGCAUCACAUUAUCGAGUGUCUAUGGCCGAUCCCUCGCGGCCUUUGAAGCACGUGACAGUGCCUCGCUCUUGCCGUUAUCUUAAAGUGGCGCAGAGUAAUGAAAGCAGAAGACCAAAGCUUGACUCAACAAUGAGGAGUGAUGAGUGUUACUAUAAAUGUGAAAACAGUUUAUAUAUGACAUACUUGAUGAUUUAAAAAAUGGUCCUAUAAAACACACACACACACACACACACACACACACACACACACACACACACGCACACGCGCGCACACGCACACACACACACACACACACACACACACACACACACACACACACACACACACACACACACACGGGCAAGAUGUGCGGCAGGAAGUCAAGCACUGCAAGAGUCAGCAGGGCAGACCGCCAAAAGCCGGGCGGGUGACACGCUCCCUUAUUUAUGCCACCGCCACUUUGUGUGUGUGUCACGUCAGUCUGGCCUCCUGGGCCACAAUCCAGCUCGGCGAAACAUGCAGUAUGUAUCGUUAGAGGUAGAUUGGGAAGAUUUUAUCAUAACGUGAAAGUCAGUAACAAUAUCCAAUUGCAGGUUACAGUUGGUUUGUGUACAGAAUGAACCGGUUCUUACAGAGAGGCGAAAAUGGUGUCUGUAACACCCUGAUAUUCGGACUAGAAGGACUAUGUGCCCUGCCCUGACCUUUGACCGCUGUGGCGCUGGGUAGCCACGAAAACAACUCUCAAAAUUGGGAAUGACGAAAAAAUAUACCUAGACAUUAGCAUCCCGCACUGUACUUUGAAACACCGUGAAGUACGACUGCAAACUGGUGAGACAAUGCUGCCACAGAGACCAGGAUCCCUUCUUAGCUUUGCGUCACCUUGAACCAAGAGACACAAAGGAGGACAAUAAUGAGUAAAAUAGCCAAGACCUUUAGUCUCCUAAGAAAGUGGACGGAAGGAAAUGAAUUCUACACCUUGUGCUUCUUUUGACAGUGGUAAGCUCACUCUAAUAUAGCAGCUGAAUAUUACCACUACACAGAAAGAAAAGAAGACUCAAGAAAUCGUGGAAAUCUGUAAGACCAGAGGCAAAGAUCAUCAGUGUCCGCACCAAGAAUUACCAAAAGGGUCAUCAGAGGCAUCGCUUGGCAGGGCGGGGGCAUAGGAUCAGGUGUGUGUGGUGGUUGUAACAAGAUCAAAUCUGAUGUAAUUUUCCUGUACAUUAUACGUGUGCCAACUA